UUUGAUAAUUUUCCGAGAGUCCCAUAUUCCUCUUAGACUUGGACUGUGCCAUUUGUCUCUCUCUCUCUCUUUGCUUUUCAAUUUCUGAGACCAUUUCUUGAGCCUCAGACAUUUGUAAUUAACUUAUACAAGCAGCCAUGGAAAUUCAAGCUCCAAAACAUUCCAACAACGUAUACAUUCACAGCUCCAUAAGUGAUGAAGAAAAACUAGCAGAAGAGAGAGCAAUAGACUCAUGGCUUCCCAUAACAUCAAAUAGGAAUGCAAAAUGGUGGUAUUCUGCUUUCCACAAUGUUACUGCCAUGGUUGGUGCUGGUGUUCUCAGUCUCCCUUAUGCCUUGGCUCAACUUGGAUGGGGGGCUGGAGUAACAGUGCUGGCGCUAUCUUGGAUUAUAACAUUCUACACAUUAUGGCAAAUGGUGGAGAUGCACGAGAUUGUUCCUGGCAAGCGUUUCGAUAGAUAUCAUGAACUUGGGCAGCAUGCUUUUGGGAAAAAACUUGGCCUAUGGAUCAUUGUGCCCCAACAACUAAUUGUUGAAGUUGGAGUUGACAUAGUUUAUAUGGUGACUGGAGGGCAUUCACUCAAGAGGUUCCAUGAAUUAGUCUGUCAACAACAUCAUUGCAAAGACAUAAAACUUACAUACUUCAUCAUGAUAUUUGCCUCUGUCCAUUUUGUUAUCUCCCAUCUUCCUGAUUUCAAUUCCAUAGCAGGCGUGUCUUUGGCUGCGGCUAUCAUGUCCAUAAGCUACUCUACCAUUGCUUGGGGGGCUUCAGUUAAAAAAGGUGUACAAGCAGAAGUGAAAUAUGGCUACAAGUCAGAUCAGACCACAGCAGACGCAGUCUUCAACUUUUUCAGUGCAUUGGGAGACGUUGCAUUUGCUUAUGCUGGUCAUAAUGUUGUGUUGGAAAUUCAAGCAACAAUUCCUUCAACACCAGAAAAGCCUUCAAAAAAACCAAUGUGGAAAGGAGUUAUUGUUGCUUAUAUUAUUGUUGCUAUGUGUUAUUUCCCUGUUGCUAUUAUUGGCUAUUGGGCGUUUGGGAAUAAAGUGAAUGGAAUUAUUCUUGUAUCCUUGGACAAACCUACUUGGCUUAUUGCUAUGGCUAACAUCUUUGUUGUUAUUCAUGUUAUUGGGAGCUAUCAGAUAUAUGCAAUGCCAGUGUUUGACAUGAUAGAGACGGUGCUUGUCAGAAAAUUUAAGUUCAAGGCAACCUGGAUAUUGCGGUUUGUUACAAGGAACAUUUAUGUGGCUUUCACCAUGUUUGUUGGCAUUACCUUCCCUUUCUUCAAUGAGCUGCUUGGAUUCUUUGGAGGAUUUGCUUUUGCCCCAACAACCUACUAUCUGCCUUGCAUCAUGUGGCUACUAAUCUGCAAACCAAAGAAAUACAGUCUCUCUUGGAUUAUUAACUGGGUUUGCAUUAUUCUUGGAGUACUAUUGAUGGUCAUAGCACCAAUUGGUGGCCUAAGAUUAAUAAUUAAGCGAGCCAAGAAAUACGAAUUUUACUCUUAGGUACAGCAAAAGGGAAAGCCAAUUGGAGGAGAUAAUAUAUUUCUUGGAGUUGCACUUUUAUUAUACUAUUUUCUUUUUCUAAAUUUGUCAUGUGUUGAUUGGCUCAAUGAUUCAUAGAGCCAGUCAAGUAUUGCUAUUUAUAGUGAGAAAAUAUUUACAUAGGAUAAGUACAUCACCAAUUAUUGUAUUAUAUAACAUUAUCUAGUACAACAUCAUAGACUAGAUUCAAUUAAAAGCUAGUUAUGAUUAAGGCCCGUUAUAUGGAAUAAUAUUACACUUGUUCCUUGUUCAUUGUAUAGGAUUUUCAAAACAAAAUGUUUAAAUGGUCCUGACUCCUGAGUUACUUCAUGCAUUAAUUUAAGGUUUUGGGUUUGAUUA
This is a messenger RNA of Lycium barbarum (goji berry), 1883 nucleotides long. Its product is annotated as lysine histidine transporter 1-like. Lineage: Eukaryota; Viridiplantae; Streptophyta; Magnoliopsida; Solanales; Solanaceae. Bases 138 to 1505 code for a protein of 455 amino acids. The transcript is spliced from 8 exons. Gene Ontology annotation, cellular component: plasma membrane. The record is from RefSeq and is a predicted model, not a curated record.